Messenger RNA from Colletotrichum higginsianum IMI 349063, 978 nucleotides. RefSeq lists its product as uncharacterized. The record is from RefSeq and is a predicted model, not a curated record. NCBI's taxonomy places the organism in Eukaryota, Fungi, Ascomycota, Sordariomycetes, Glomerellales, Glomerellaceae. Bases 1 to 978 code for a protein of 325 amino acids. The transcript is spliced from 3 exons.
AUGGGGUCUCAACUAGUCUCGACCGACGCCAAGAACAAGUUGGAAGACUUGUCGGGCAUCACUAUCCUGCCGGGCCAGAACCCAUACGAUGCCUUCAUCAAGGCCUGCAAUGAUAAUCCCGCAGAGAUUCAAGCUCUCUACCAGGCUCAUAGAACGAAGAGGAACGAGCAGCAGAAACAAAAGUUCAUCGCCCCGGACUACAAGGAGCUCGUCAUAGACCCCUUCCUCCUGAGGCUCGAGAACCCCAAGAUGGAGCCGGGCUUCCAGGACCCCCGUAACUGCUUCGUCUUCUGGGCCCGCCCGCCCGACCACAUCGUGAGGCUCGCGGCCUACGUGCAGGCCCUGCUCAAGAAGGCCGCGCCGAACGCUUGGCUCAUGCCUCAGCACCGCAUGCACCUCACAGCCCUAGAGGUAACCCACUCCAAGACCCCCGAAGAGAUCACCGCCCUCACCGACACCUUGCGCCCCGCGAUCCCCUACAUCACGGACUACACCUACGCCCACCGCUCGCGGCUUGUGAAGCCCAUGGUCUCCUACGACCUCUCGGCCUUCGCCCUCUCCUUCCUCCCGGCGGCGGGCGAACCCGCCAGCGGCCCCGCGCCCGCGCCCACCGCAACGCAGACGGCCGUCGUCGAGGGCGACGGCUACACGUACCACCACCUCCGCCGGGACGUCUUCGACCUGGCGCGGUCGACGGGUGUGCCGAUCGAGUCGCGGUACCAGGUGCCGAGCGCGCACAUCACGCUGGGACGGUACCUCUCCGAGGAGGACCACGAGACGCCCGAGGCGAGGGCCAGGUGGGUCGAGACCAUCGACGAGAUCAACGCGUGGCUCGAGAGGGAGGUUUGGGACCUGAAGGACGGGGCCGGCGGCUGGGUCGGCGAGUGGCUCGUCGGGCAGGAGAGGGGCCUGGAUGCGCGGAACGGGCAGCUGUGGUACGGAGGGGGCAGGACGAUCAGGCUCGGGGAGGGGUUCUGA